Messenger RNA from Penicillium roqueforti, 957 nucleotides. RefSeq names its product thiamine transporter TPC1. Gene Ontology annotation, biological process: thiamine pyrophosphate transmembrane transport. Lineage: Eukaryota; Fungi; Ascomycota; Eurotiomycetes; Eurotiales; Aspergillaceae. Bases 1 to 957 code for a protein of 318 amino acids. Gene Ontology annotation, cellular component: mitochondrial inner membrane. Gene Ontology annotation, molecular function: thiamine transmembrane transporter activity. The record is from RefSeq and is a predicted model, not a curated record. The transcript has 2 exons.
AUGUCGGCCGGUGGCGAACAUCUCAAAGAUGAAGGCACCAAGCGACAGGUCGUAUUGGCCGGCGGGAUUGCAGGGCUGAUCUCGCGGUUCUGUAUUGCGCCGCUAGACGUCGUGAAGAUCAGACUGCAGUUGCAAAUCCAUUCGCUGUCAGACCCUGCGUCCCAUAAUAGUGUCAAUGGGCCUGUUUAUAAGGGGACAUUGUCCACUAUGCGGACGAUUAUGAAGCAAGAGGGAAUCACUGGCCUUUGGAAGGGCAAUAUUCCUGCCGAAAUGAUGUAUGUCUGCUAUGGUGCGAUGCAAUUCACCGCGUAUCGAGGAACAACCCAAGCCCUCGCCCAACUUGGCUCCUACAGACUCCCCCAACCUGUCGAAUCCUUUAUUUCCGGUGCAGUGGGAGGCGGAUGUGCCACGGGAAUGACAUACCCGCUUGACCUCCUCCGCACGCGAUUUGCCGCGCAGGGCCCGGACCGUGUGUAUAGCUCGCUUCGCGCCUCGAUUGUUGAGAUCGCUCGGCAGGAGGGCGCACCAGGAUUCUUCCGGGGGUGUUCUGCCGCUGUGGCACAAAUUGUGCCAUACAUGGGACUCUUUUUCACAACAUACGAGGCGGUUAGACCAGUCAUGACCUGGGAGGAUCUGCCGUUUGGUACAGGCGAUGCCGCAGCCGGUGUGGUGGCCAGUGUACUGGCUAAGACGGGUGUUUUCCCCCUAGACCUCGUGCGAAAGCGCUUGCAGGUACAGGGUCCAACAAGGACCCGUUACGUUCAUCGAAAUAUCCCUGAGUACAACGGCGUCCUCCGAAGUAUUGCCAUGAUUGUUCGCACCCAGGGUGUGCGUGGUUUGUACCGCGGCUUGACGGUCAGUUUACUCAAGGCGGCACCGGCAAGUGCGGUGACGAUGUGGACCUAUGAGCACACAUUGAAGGUUCUUCAAGAGCUCAAUGUCGCUGCUGACAGUUGA